Molecule: messenger RNA, 1037 nt
Organism: Sesamum indicum (sesame)
Lineage: Eukaryota; Viridiplantae; Streptophyta; Magnoliopsida; Lamiales; Pedaliaceae
Gene: IAA2
Product: indole-3-acetic acid inducible 2
Biological process (GO): regulation of DNA-templated transcription
Cellular component (GO): nucleus
Source: RefSeq, a predicted model, not a curated record
AUGGAGGGUGUCAUGAGCCAUGCAAGUGAUCUAAACUUGAAGGCAACUGAGCUAAGAUUGGGAUUACCUGGCACAGAUGAACGCGACGAUGUCGAGUCAGUUGCGAGGAAUAACAAGCGAGCCUUGCCGGAGUCGGCUAACGACAGUGGAUCGAAAGGCGGAAAAUCCAUUGAUCAUGAGAAUGCACCUGCCCCAAAGGCACAGAUAGUUGGGUGGCCGCCGGUGAGGUCCUACCGGAAAAACAAUCUGGAGGCGAAGAAAACAGAAACUGAAACAGGGAUGUAUGUGAAAGUGAGCAUGGAUGGAGCUCCUUACCUUAGAAAGAUUGAUUUGAGUAUUUACAAUGGAUAUGCUGAGCUCCUCAAGGCUUUGGAAAGCAUGUUUAAACUCACCAUAGGUGACUACUCUGAGAGAGAAGGAUACAAAGGAUCAGAAUAUGCACCUGCAUAUGAAGAUAAAGAUGGUGACUUGAUGCUUGUUGGUGAUGUUCCAUGGGACAUGUUCAUGUCAUCUUGCAAAAGAUUAAGGAUCAUGAAAGGGUCUGAUGCUAGUGGGCUGGGUUGCGGCGUAUGAGAAUUGCCCGGUGCUUGGGUCGAUUAGUACUGUACGUGUGACAAGAAGAGAAGAACAUGAUGUCUCUCUCAGGAAGAGAGGAAUCAUAUUACAGCUUGGGUUGUCGAAGAAUCAAGAUCUCCAGACCUCACUUGGAAGGGGAGGUUCAACAGACAGGGAGACAAUAUCCAUUUGCCCUUUUCUUGAUACCAUUACAGCAUGAAAACCAUGGGUGGUUUUCAGAUCCUGUGGUGUUAAUCUUUGGCUUGUAAUAAGUUCCAGAAAACAGGAAAAGCAUAUGUAUUUUAGCUGUCAAAGUAAUUGUGCAAAAUGACAACAUAUAUAUCUCUUUAUUAUUAGGCUUUCCGCAGGUUUCUUAAUGUGUUUGAUGCAAUCAUCUUGUUUUGUAAACCACCAUUGUAUUUUCCUGUGUCAUUGGUUUGACACACAGAGAAAUGGAAAGAGAUCAUGUGAUUAUAUUUGCA